Molecule: messenger RNA, 570 nt
Organism: Lactuca saligna
Lineage: Eukaryota; Viridiplantae; Streptophyta; Magnoliopsida; Asterales; Asteraceae
Source: the annotation of a GenBank genome assembly
AUGGGCAAUCUGUCUUUUCAGAGCUACCGCCCAAAUCAAAAAAAUAUUCUUGUCAUAGGCCCUGUUCCUGGUCAGAAAUAUAGUGAAAUCACGUUUCCUAUUCUUUCCCCGGACCCCGCUACUAAGAAAGACAUUCACUUCUUAAAAUAUCCUAUAUACGUAGGCGGAAACAGGGGAAGGGGCCAGAUUUAUCCUGACGGGAGCAAGAGUAACAAUACAGUUUAUAAUGCUACAGCAUCCGGUAUAGUAAGCAAAAUCCUACGAAAAGAAAAGGGGGGAUACGAAAUAACCAUAGCGGAUGCAUCGGAUGGACGUCAAGUGGUUGAUAUUAUCCCUCCGGGGCCAGAACUUCUUGUUUCAGAAGGCGAAUCUAUCAAAUUUGAGCAGCCGUUGACAAGUAAUCCUAAUGUGGGCGGAUUUGGUCAGGGAGAUGCAGAAAUAGUACUUCAAGAUCCAUUACGUGUACAAGGCCUUUUGUUCUUCUUAGCAUCUGUUAUUUUGGCACAAAUAUUUUUGGUUCUUAAAAAGAAACAGUUCGAGAAGGUUCAAUUGUCCGAAAUGAAUUUCUAG